AUGAAGGCUCAGCCCCGCAGUCUGAGAGUGCGUCUCCCGGCCCUCCUCCUGAGCCUGGAGGUCCUGUUCCUGGCGCUGUACGUCUGCUUCGUCGCCUACGACGACGACCUGGACGGCCGGCUGCAGCACAACCGCACCGUGCCCGCGCAGAACUCGCUGUACCUCAACUACCUGUUCUUCACCGACGUGCAGGUGAUGAUCUUCGUGGGCUUCGGCUGCCUGCUGUCCUUCCUGCGGCUGUACGGCUUCUCCGGCCUGGCCUUCAACUUCCUGACCGCCACCGUGUCCAUCCAGUGGGCGGUGCUGGUGCAGGGCUACUUCCAGUUCUGCCGCGGCGGGAAGAUCCGGCUGAGCGUGGUCAACCUGCUGAACGCGGAGUUCGCCUGCGCGGUGGUGCUGAUCUCGUUCGGCGCGGUGCUGGGCAAGACCAGCCCGGUGCAGCUGCUGGUGAUGGCCCUGCUGGAGGUGCCGGCGUUCGCCGUCACGGAGUGGGCCGUUCUGAGCUACCUGCGCAUCAACGACGCCGGCGGCUCCAUCCUCAUCCACCUGUUCGCCUGCUACUUCGGGCUGGGCGCCACCUUCGCCCUGUACCGCCCGGGGCUCCGCGACGGGCACGCCAAGGAGAGCAGCAACUACCAGUCGGACGUGCUGUCCAUGCUGGGCACGCUGUUCCUCUGGGUGUUCUGGCCCUCGUUCAACGGGGCGCUGGCGCUGAGAGGGGACGACCAGCACCGCGCCGUUCUGCACACCUUCCUGGGGCUGAGCGCCUCCACGCUGACGGCCUUCGCCCUGUCGGCCGCGUUCGAGCGCCGGGGCCGCCUGUCCAUGGCCGACCUGCAGAACGUCACGCUGGCGGGCGGGGUGACGGUGGGCGCGUCGGUGGACAUGAUGAUCUCGCCGGCGGCCGCCUUCGCCCUGGGCGCGGCGGGCGGCGUGGCCUGCAUGCUGGGGUACCGCCACCUCACGCCCUACCUGGCGCGGCGCUUCAGGAUCCAGGACCAGUGCGGCAUCCACAACCUGCACGGGCUGACGGGGCUCAUCGCUAGCCUGGCGGGGAUCUGCGCCAUCCUGGGCGCCAGCGAGGACACGUACGGCCCCAGCCUGUACCAGACCUUCUCGCACCGCGCCCCGCCCGAGGGCCACGCCCUGGCCGAGCUGCGCCGGGCCGUACCGGACCUCCAGGCCGGGCUGGGCCGCAGCGCCCGGGAGCAGGCCCUCUGGCAGGCGGCCGCCAUCGGCGUCGCCGUGGCGACGGCCUCGGUGGGCGGCGUCCUGACCGGCCUGGUGAUGAGGCUGCCCUUCCUGGCCCCGCCCCCCGACGAGGGCUGCUACGACGACGAGAUGUAUUUCCUGGUGCCGUCGGACUACGGCGGGGACGGGGGGAGCCGAUUGGCCGUCGGCGAGCGGGACGACUCCAAGGCCUGA
Molecule: messenger RNA, 1425 nt
Organism: Conger conger (European conger)
Lineage: Eukaryota; Metazoa; Chordata; Actinopteri; Anguilliformes; Congridae
Product: ammonium transporter Rh type A-like
Exons: 1
Coding region: 1-1425 (474 amino acids)
Biological process (GO): ammonium transmembrane transport; ammonium homeostasis
Cellular component (GO): plasma membrane
Molecular function (GO): ammonium channel activity
Source: RefSeq, a predicted model, not a curated record